Molecule: messenger RNA, 3201 nt
Organism: Triticum aestivum (bread wheat)
Lineage: Eukaryota; Viridiplantae; Streptophyta; Magnoliopsida; Poales; Poaceae
Exons: 3
Coding region: 1-2904 (967 amino acids)
Molecular function (GO): quercetin 3-O-glucosyltransferase activity; quercetin 7-O-glucosyltransferase activity
Source: RefSeq, a predicted model, not a curated record
AUGUCGCCCCGGCCCCCCGCCAUGCAUGCUGGACCGCAUGAUGGGCCGCCGGCUGGGCCGGCCUCUUCUGGUGUGGCCUCCCCUGGCGGGGUCUCUCCUAGCGUGGCUUCGACCCCGCCUCUGUCGCCCGCACCAACCCCGCCUCUGUCGCCCGCCCCGACCCCGCCCCGGUCGCCUGCUGACGUGGUCGCCGCCUCGUUGUCGCCUGGCUCUCCCGAUGCCGCGGCCUCGACCUCAGCUCGAUCCGCCUCUCUCGUGGACGUCGUGGAUGCCUCGGCCUCGCCGCCACCCGCGGCUGCUCCGACGGCCAGGCCCGUCACCCGCUCGCGCACUGGUGUCUUCCGCCCAAGCUCCCGCUAUGCGGAUGACUACGUCUGCACCGCCUCUACGUCUGCUCCUUCCCCGCUGCCAUCCUCGGCUCCUCGUGCCUGGUACCAACGCAUCACAGCGUUUCUUAAUCAACUCGGCUUCCGCUCUACACGCUCCGAUGCUUCGCCGUUCGUUUAUCACCAGGGCACCAACACGGCGUACUUGCUGCUCUAUGUUGACGACAUCAUCUUGACAGCAUGCACUCCUGAGCUCCUUCGCCGGCUCACUGAUCGUCUCCGUGCUGAGUUUGCCAUGAAGGACUUGGGUCCGUUGCACUACUUCCUCGGCGUUGAGGUGGUGCGUCGUCCUGAUGGUUUUUUCCUUCAUCAACGGAAGUACGCUCAUGAGCUCCUCGACCAUGCUGGAAUGCUUAACUGCAAACCGGCUGCCACUCCUGUCGACACGAAGGCCAAGCUCUCUGCUACUGAUGGUACUCCCGCUCCGGAUGCUGGCUUCUACCGGUCCAUUGUUGGUGCUCUCCAGUACCUCACUCUCACUCGACCGGAGCUUCAGUACGCGGUUCAGCAGGUCUGCCUGCAUAUGCAUGCUCCUCGAGACGUUCACUGGACCGCUGUUAAGCGGAUUCUUCGCUACAUCCGUGGUGCUAUGGAUCUUGGUCUUACUCUGCGCGCCUCCACUGCCACUGAUCUGGUCGCCUACUCCGAUGCCGAUUGGGCUGGCUGCCCGGACACCCGUUGUUCUACUUCGGGCUACUGCAUCUUUCUUGGACCAUCCCUGGUGUCGUGGUCGUCCAAGCGGCAGCCUACCGUCUCGCGGUCUAGCGCCGAGGCCGAGUACCGCGUUGUGGCUAACGUCGUUGCUGAGUGCUCCUGGCUUCGUCAGCUUCUUCACGAGCUCUCGUGUCCUGUUGAGAAGGCCACAGUCGUCUACUGCGACAACUCACCAGGUACGGCCGUACCGGUACCGGUACUAGUAGAAAAAUCAUUUUUCGUCGCUCCCACUUCCACUCCUAUUCCUCGUGUCAAAGCGCGCGUCCGAAGCUCGCUCCAGUUAUUACCGCCAAUGGAGCUGCAGGAAGACAAGCGUGCCGCGGAUGAGGAGAGCCAGCCUCACUUCCUGAUCGUGACGUACCCGGCGCAGGGGCACAUCACCCCGGCGCGUCACCUCGCGCGCCGUCUCGUGCGCGCGGCUGCCGGCGCCGGCGGUGCGCGCGUCACCAUAUGCACCCCUGUCUCGGCCUUUCGGAAGAUGUUCGCUGACGCAACAAGCGCGGUGGGCGGCGACGAGAUAAGGGAAGAGGGCGGGGUCGCAUACGCCGCUUACUCCGACGGCUACGACGGUGGGUUCGACCGCACCGCGGGCGACUACGCGCACUACAUGUCGCAGGUGAGGCUGGAGGGAGCGCGCACGCUGUCCGGGCUGCUCCGGCGCCUCGGCGAUCGCGGGCACCCCGUCACCUGCGCAGUGUACACGCUGCUCAUGCCGUGGGUGGCCGGCGUUGCGCGGGCGUACGGCGUGGCGGUCGUCGCGGUGUUCUGGAUCCAGCCGGUCACCGCGCUCGCCGCGUACUACCACUACUUUCGAGGGAGCCGGGAGGCCGUCAUGGUAGCCGCCGCGUCGCGUGACCCGAAUGCCGAGGUGUGUAUCCCGGGCCUCCCGCCGCUCCGGUUCCGGGACCUGCCGUCCUUCCUCGCCGUCACCUCGGACGACGACCCCUUUGCCUGCCUGAUCCCGGAGUUCCGCGAGCUCAUCGACGCGCUCGACGGCGACUCCGAGAAGCCCCCGACGUACGUCGUCGCCAACACGUUCGACGCCAUGGAGCCUGACGCGCUGGCUUCGCUGAGGCCUCACGUCGAAGUGGUAACCGUCGGUCCCGUGCUCUCGUUCCUGCACGACGGCCACGACGGCAACAGUCCAAACGACCUGUUCGACCACGACGGCGAAGGCUACCUCCACUGGCUGGAUACGAAGCCGGCCAAGUCGGUGGUGUACAUCUCCUUCGGGAGCACGUCGGUGAUGAGCAAGACGCAGGUCGCCGAGAUAGCGGAGGCCAUGAGCCAGUCCAACAGGCCGUUCCUGUGGGUGCUACGGAAAGACAACUGCAGGGACAAGGACGAAGGCGACGCGAUCAAGGGACUCCUCGCAACGGCGUCGGCGGCCACGUACGACGACGACGCCGGCGGCGGCAUGGUGGUGGAGUGGUGCGACCAGGCGCGUGUGCUCUCGCAUCCGUCCGUGGGGUGCUUCGUGACGCACUGCGGGUGGAACUCGACGCUGGAGAGCGUGGCCUGCGGCGUGCCCAUAGUUGCGGCGCCGCAGUACUCGGACCAGGGGACGAACGCGUGGCUCGUGGAGCGGGCGCUGGGCGUGGGUGUCCGCGCCGCGGCGCGCGCGGAGGACGGCGUCCUGGAGACCGGGGAGCUGAGGAGGUGCGUGGAGAUCGCUACGUCGGAGGCGGUGACGUCGCGCGCCGCGUCGUGGAAGGAGGAGGCGAGGGUGGCCGUGGCCGACGGCGGCGGCUCGGACCGGAGCCUGAUGGAGUUCGUGCGGCGGAUUGCACGCGGUAGUACCUGAAAUUGUUACUGCGGCUGCACGUUUGUUCCGGUUAUUAGUUACUGUCGUGAGUGUAUUAAUGCCGCGGGAGAUUCUGACUACCCUGCCCAUGGAAGGAUAAGAGGAUCAAAAGCUGAAGCGAAGUGAUUGAUGCGAUGCUUAUCGUGUCCGGAUGUCUCUCUCUUUCGGUCAUUCUCAAGACGGAGGAUAGGGCGAUGUAUGGAGAUGCACAAAGCCGUAUGGCAGGCGAGCAGUUAUGUACUAGUACUAGCUUUGUUUGUCUAAAAAAGAUUGGAAAUGCAGCCGUACUUUGAUGCA